CCACGGUGUGCAAAGUUUGGAGUUUGAACCUGAACUCCGGUGGAAGGACUGAUCUAGGUGAAACCCUGUUAGUUCACCGAAGUAUUAAGUGCGAGAAGUUUGAUGGGUACGCCUACCAUGCCUUCCCUUGGAAAUCACAUAUUUUUCACGGUUGCUCUGAUUCCCCUGCUGUUCACCGCUCCUUCUGAUGGAGGUAAAGUCCUGGUAUAUCCGGUGGAUGGUAGUCACUGGAUCAAUAUGAAGAUCGUGAUCGAGGAACUCCACGCAAGAGGACACAGCAUCGACGUUAUACGAGCAUCAGACAGUUGGUAUAUAAGAGAGGAGUCCCCGUUAUACUCCUCGAUCACCAUCCCUGUAGAAACCCCCAUGGAAAACUUUUUUCUAAUAUAUCUGGAGAAAUACAUGAAGGCACAGAGAGAAAGAGCAUCUGCGUUUACAUUCCUCAAACUCACCUCGCAGUUCAUGUCAAUGAUUUCUAAGGCUCAUUCAGUAAACUGUGAUAUGCUUGGUCAAAUCCUUGACGAUGAAAGCCUUGUUCAACGCCUAUCUGAUGCCCAGUAUGACCUGGUCCUCACCGAUCCUGCCAUUGCAACGGGGGUUGUCCUAGCCAAGUAUCUCAAACUACCUCUGGUGCUUAACGUCCGUUGGAUCACCAGCGGAGACGGCCAGUUCGCCAUAGCUCCGUCCCCACUGUCCUACGUCCCCGUCCCGGGCUCUGGUCUCACAGACAAAAUGAGCUUCACAGAGCGGACCCAGAACAUGUUGUUUCACAGCCUCAUUGUCUUCCAGGAGAGGUUCAUGGUGGGGCCUAGUUAUGAUGCCAUCUGUGACAAGUACAUUGAGGGGGGCUGUGACAUCAUCUCCCUCAUCCAGGAAGCAGACAUUUGGUUGUUCAGGUCCGAUUUUGUCUUUGACUUUCCCCGACCCACGAUGCCGAAUGUAGUUUAUAUAGGGGGCUUCCAGUGUAAGCCAGCCCAGCCCCUUCCAUCUGACCUGGAGGAGUUUGUUCAGAGUGCCGGGGAGCACGGAGUGAUCAUCAUGACCCUGGGUACUUUAGUGAACGCAUUACCAGAUGAUAUUGCAGAGGAGAUCGCCAGCGUCUUUGCAAAGAUGCCUCAAAAGGUGAUUUGGCGGAACAUUGGAAAGCGUCCCUCCACUCUGGGCAACAACACACUGAUAGUGGACUGGAUGCCCCAGAAGGACCUCUUGGGCCACCCUCAGACCAAGGUGUUUGUGGCUCACGGAGGAACCAAUGGAGUCCAGGAGGCCAUAUACUACGGGGUACCAGUGCUGGGCAUACCGCUGUUCUUUGACCAGUAUGACAACCUGCUCCGUCUGCAGGAGAGGGGAGCGGGAAAAAUCCUCAAACUGGCUGAAGUCAACGGUCGCACCUUUGAGCAGGGACUUGGGGAAGUGCUCCACCAAGACAGUUACAGAAACAAUAUGCAGAGACUGUCCCGUCUGCACAGAGACCAGCCGAUUCCCCCCCUGGAGCAUGCCAUCUUCUGGACAGAGUAUGUGAUGCGCCACAAAGGUGCACCCCACCUUCGUACUGAGUCUUACAGGAUGCCCUGGUAUUCUUACUACUCUAUAGAUGUAAUGAUGACUCUGUUGGCUGCUGUGACCAUCUUUCUCCUCUCUAUUGUAAUCAUGUUUAGGUUCUUGUGCUGUAGAGGUAGGAGAAUAUCCAAAAGCAAAAUACACUAACUCAAGUGUAAAUUGUAGCUUGAAUUGUAAUUACAUAAUAUUCAAUAUUUUUUUAUGUUAUAUAUAAUUUAAAAUUUAUUUCGCAGUUGUCCACAUUUUACUACAGCAACAAAAUUCAUGAUUACGAAAUAAAAACAUAAAUAAAAACACAUUU
Molecule: messenger RNA, 1861 nt
Organism: Gadus chalcogrammus (walleye pollock)
Lineage: Eukaryota; Metazoa; Chordata; Actinopteri; Gadiformes; Gadidae
Product: UDP-glucuronosyltransferase 1A5-like
Exons: 4
Coding region: 103-1707 (534 amino acids)
Molecular function (GO): UDP-glycosyltransferase activity
Source: RefSeq, a predicted model, not a curated record